This is a messenger RNA of Elaeis guineensis (African oil palm), 3270 nucleotides long. RefSeq names its product BEL1-like homeodomain protein 7. Gene Ontology annotation, molecular function: DNA binding. The record is from RefSeq and is a predicted model, not a curated record. Lineage: Eukaryota; Viridiplantae; Streptophyta; Magnoliopsida; Arecales; Arecaceae. Gene Ontology annotation, biological process: regulation of DNA-templated transcription.
AAAGUCAGGGACCCCCCCCCACCCCCCCCAUAUUUUAUGUGGUUUGGAUUGUGAGAUGUCAGCAUCUCCCUCAUGCUUAGGAUCCCAGGAUGAUGAGAGAGAGGGAAGGCCAAGGAACCGAGGGAGGAGGAUCAAAUGGGUUUAAGAGAAGGUUUAGGUCCACCAACUGGUGGUUAGAAGAAUGAACACCUUAACAAUCCCAGCACCAACUCCAAAGGAGUGAAGGAGAUAGGAAGGAACUUGAAGACCUGGCUAAAAAGAGAGGGGAGAAUAGCGAGAGCAAGAAGCCAUUCUCAUGCCUUUUUGAAGGUGGGGAGGGAGUACUAUUCUCACGUGCAAGUUAGAAAUGUUGGUGCUGAUGAUGAUAAUCCAAUGAGAGAGAGAGAGAGAGAGAGAGAAGGGAAAGCAAGUUAAAGAGAAUCAUUAGUGGACUUAUUAUAUUAUUCCGGGUGCUGGUAUUGGAAGUGAAAGGAGGAUUAUUAUAUAGGAGAGGAGGAGAAGCAGAGGAGAGAGAAGAAAAAGAAAUAAGGAGGUGGCUGGCGAUUUGAAUCCUUGGGAUCGGUUUUGUCUCCGUAUUGGGAGGAUUUCCCACAGAGGAUCGGCUGCAAAUUCAUGCUUUCCUGCUCCCCACAAGGCGCACAGCAGCCCUCCUCCUGCGGUUUAUCUCUCAAUAAAGUUUCCACCCUCUUGCUUUUCUCUCACAGCGUCUCUCUCAGAGAUUGAUCUUGAGCUUGUUCUCUCAUGAACGAAGAGGAGGAACAACUCUGAGCAUUUUGCUGUUGAUUACUCUUCCGAUCAUUGUAUCAAGACAACUUAUUUCUUCGCAGAGGACUCAAGCUUUCUGUAUUAUGGGAGGUGUUACAGUUGGGGAACCUUCCUGACUUCUCAUGACAAGCAGCUAGCCUACUACUGUACCCGGUGUUGUAAUGAUUUAUUAUUCAACUCCUGCUAUUUCUAAGGAUCUUGAACUUUUUGAAAUCAAGGGACAGAAGAAUGGCUACUUUCUACACCAGCUCUACCAAUCAAAGAGAUGCCAUGCCGAACCUGUGCCUAUGGGAUCCAGGACAUACUCCAUAUCCUGAGUCAUCAGUUACUGGCAACAUGCUGUAUCUCAACUACCCAUCUUCUAGUCUGUAUUCAGAUGCUUUGGCAGGCAAUACUCAAUCCCAGCAGAAUUCUGUCAAGCUCCCUAUUCCCAGUGCUAUAAUUUCACAAGGCUCAUCUGUGGAAGUCCCUAACAUGAUGACUUCUCAUCUUGGUGAAAAUGCUUAUAAUGGUUGGAGGGAUGGGAGAAAUGAGAUGUCAUUCAUGCAAAUAAUUGGUGGGUCAAUGAAUGGUGCAGGAGAUCUUGUUCGUAGUUCUGUUAGUAAUAAUUUCCAGAUGGGUCUGCAGACACAGUUGGGCAUCGUAAAUGGACAGGACCUGUCUUUGCAGCAGUCAAAUGUUUCCACCAUGCAAAACCAAGGACUAUCACUUAGCCUUAGCACACAAAUUCCAGUUCCUUCAUUCCAGUACCGGCCUGCAACCUCAGACUUAUCUUUCUUUGGGCCACAUCAGUCGGCUACAGGAAACAGUGGGUCAUGUAGAGAUGAUGACUCUAGAAACAAAAAUAUGCAUCCUAACCUCUCUGCUUAUGGAGUUUCAAGUCUUACAAAUCCCAUUUCAAAUUCUAAGUAUCUUAAGGCAGCACAAGAGUUACUUGAUGAAGUUGUUAACGUCCGGAAGGCUUUGAAAGACAAAGCAGAUAAAAGCCAAAGUGUCCAUGCUUCUGCUGGUACCACUGGUUGUAAGGAUACUGAUGGGGCAACAAAGAGUGAAGGGAUGCCUUCGAACCCUCAAGAGUCCACUGCCAAUUCAUCUAGUGAGCUCUCACCCUCAGAAAGGCAGGACCUUCAGAACAAGGUCACAAAACUGUUGGCUAUGUUGGAUGAGGUUGAUAGAAGAUACAAACAAUAUUACCAUCAAAUGCAGAUUGUAGUGUCAUCUUUUGAUGUAUUUGCUGGUUCUGGGGCUGCUAAACCUUACACUGCACUUGCCCUUCAGACAAUCUCUCGGCACUUCCGCUGCCUCAGAGAUGCCAUCAGUGGUCAGAUUCGAGCUACCCAGAAAAGUCUUGGAGAGCAAGACAGUUCAAUUAACAAGGCAGGUGGAAUCUCUCGCCUUCGGUAUAUAGACCAGCAGAUAAAGCAACAGAGGGCUGUGCAGCAGUUUGGUAUGAUGCAACAGCAUGCAUGGAGGCCACAGAGGGGGCUACCUGAGUCAUCUGUCUCAGUCCUUCGUGCUUGGCUGUUUGAGCACUUUCUUCAUCCUUACCCAAAGGAUUCUGAGAAGCUGAUGCUUGCAAGACAGACAGGCUUGACAAGGAGUCAGGUUUCAAACUGGUUCAUUAAUGCUCGAGUUCGGCUUUGGAAGCCUAUGAUAGAGGAAAUGUACAAAGAAGAGAUUGGUGACACUGAGAUUGACUCAAACUCUUCAUCAGAGAAUCCGCCCAGACAAAAGGAUGAGAUCCAAUCCUCUGAGAACCAGGACGAUUUACAAAGCCCUGCAGGGGAAAGAUGCCAGACAAACCAACUUAAUGACUCAAAGUCCAAAGCCAUCCACAGCAUGGAUAUGGGUGGGGCGUCUGCCAGCUUUCAGGACAAAACAAGUUCAGGUGAUGCUUACAUGAAUCUUAAGUUGAAUGAACAAAGACCGAAUGGCAAUGACUGUAGCCUUCUACAAGAUGCUCUCACCCACUCGGAGGGAAGGUAUAUGGCUUAUCAGACGGCUGAGUUUGGUCAAUACGGGAAUAGCGGUGUCUCUCUCACACUGGGGCUACAACACUGUGAUGGAAGCCUUCCUGUAUCAAAUGGUCCACAGAGCUUUCUUGCAAUGAGGGGGGAAGACAUUUACAGUGCAGCUGCUCCAAUUGGAGCUGAUACAGCUGAUUAUGAUUACAUAAAUAUGGAUGAUCGGCGGCACAGGUUUGGGUCAUCCCAUCUACUUCAUGAUUUUGUUGCUUAAAGCGCCAAAUUUUAUUGCAGUGGCUGUUCAAAUAAGUGAUGCUGGAAUAACAUGCCCAAAGCUGCCUUUGGAUACUGCUUGCAGGCACCAUAGAAGGAAGUUCAUUAGCAUGAUAUAUGUAGUAUAAGAGAGAUAAAUUGAGUGGGUGGAAUAUACAGGGUAGCAUGUUGUAAAGAUAGAAGCAUAAUUUUUGUGUAAUUGUUGAAGAACAUGUAAUACUAUUAUUUGAGUAUCAUCCUUUUGUAUACUAUUGGAAUGGCUUCAAAA